AUGGCAGCAAUUUGGCUAUAUGAAGCCGCCCCGUGGUCGGCUGAGGCCUGGUGUGCGGCCAGCGAGUGUUUCGGGCUGGCCGCGACCCGCUUAGCCUGGUGGCGAAGGGGGGGCGCCGGGGCUGCAGCCCUCGGGGUUCGAGCGGGCACUCCGGCGGGACUCGCGGUGCGUUCGCUGCGGGCGGACACCCCACACGACCUUGCAGAAGUUGCAGGUGCCCUGGUAGACGGUGCACACCAUGCAGUGCGGGAACAACCUGAGUUCACUUUUCGUUGCCGAUACCGGGGCGCCUGUGGGCGAUUAUCUCUAGGUGCGAGUGGAGUAUGCGUGUGGGAGGCGGCGGGGUCCCUCGGCCGUGGUGGGGCAAGGGCUCUUUACCGACGACCUUUGCACGCCCUUAGAGCCUCCGCUGACGACGACCGUACAGCACUGUGGUUGCACUUCGCUGACGAUGAUACUCUGGAACUAGACAUGGAGGGUAGUCCAAAACCAGCUGUGUUUAUUCUGCACAAUCUCUUGUCCGCGCGAGUUCAUUCUCUACCGGGCGAAGCGUCGGCUCAACCACUAUAA
Pieris macdunnoughi is the source of this 570-nucleotide messenger RNA. Lineage: Eukaryota; Metazoa; Arthropoda; Insecta; Lepidoptera; Pieridae. The record is from the annotation of a GenBank genome assembly.